CGGCCGGGGAAUCAGUAUUUAAUCUGGGAGAAGGACCUGAUGCUGGCGGGCCGGGGCGGCCGGCUCCGGGAAGCUCCUCCACAGGUUGCGAGGAACCCAAUAGUCAAUUAGCACAGUAAACUCAAUGAAACAAGCCAGCGGUCACCCAUCUUGCCUGGAACCAGACCCUACAGCUUUUGCGGGGAAGACUCUCCCGACCACCCAGGAGAAGCUAAAGUCAUAAUGGUCGGAAAUGAGCACGGCUCUGGAGAUUGCACUGGGCUGCUCCAACCUCCGGGACUCGCCUCAGGCCCCGCCCCCGGCCUCUCUCCAAUUCUUCUUCCGUCUCCCUCGGAGAACGAAAACCCAAAAAACGGAGAACGGGAUGCUGAGAAAAAACGCGAGAUACAAAGGUGGAGGCGUGGUUCCACUCUGACCAAUGGUGAAUGAGGGCGUGGCUUUGAGCCGUUCUUUCAUUGGCUCAGGAUCCCCAGGGCGGCCCAAACUUCGUGCGCGGAGGCGGAAGUCGCCCGGAUGCCGGAACGUGCCUCUUAGCUCCUAAGCCCAGCCGCUGCUGCUGCCGCCAUCAUGGUUCGGAAGUUUAAGUUCCACGAGCAGAAGCUGCUGAAACAGGUGGACUUCCUGAAUUGGGAGGUCACUGACCACAACCUGCACGAGUUGCGCGUGCUGCGGCGUUAUCGGCUGCAGCGGCGCGAGGACUACACGCGUUACAACCAGCUGAGCCGUGCCGUGCGCGAGCUAGCGCGGCGACUACGCGACCUGCCCGAGAACGACCCGUUUCGCGUGCGCUCCUCGGCCGCGCUGCUGGAUAAGCUGUAUGCGCUAGGCCUGGUGCCCACGCGCGGCUCGCUCGAGCUGUGCGAUUUCGUAACGGCCUCGUCCUUCUGCCGCCGCCGCCUGCCCACCGUACUCCUCAAGCUGCGCAUGGCGCAGCACCUCCAAGCCGCCGUGGCUUUCGUGGAGCAGGGCCACGUGCGCGUAGGGCCGGACGUGGUAACCGACCCCGCGUUCCUUGUCACGCGCAGCAUGGAGGACUUUGUCACCUGGGUGGAUUCGUCCAAGAUCAAGCGGCACGUGCUGGAGUACAAUGAGGAGCGCGAUGACUUCGAUCUGGAAGGCUAGCGGAACUAUCGUUUUAUACGGCUGCAUUUUACAGAUGGGAAAACUGAGGCCUGAUGCUAGCAGCUUCUCUGAGGAAGCUGUCCUCACGAAUGUAAGCGGGUCGUCGGUUCCCUCCCGCUGUUCUUAGGGAACUUGGCUCCUCAGCUGCAGGCCACGCGCAGAGCUAGGGGUUGAGGGUGCACCCCUGUUUUCCAAGAUACUUUCCGAAAACUUGGACUACUGAGAAUUAAAUAGGAGACACUGCCUUAGGAAACAGUGGGAAGCGGAUUUGUGCUGCUCUGGGGAAUUAACUUCUUGUGCCCGAAAAAUUGUAGCAUGAAAGGAAGAACGUCACUCUCUUACCACCACUCCCACCCCGGUGCCCAAACUCUCCCUUUUUCCUCUUGUAGCGGGACUGUUUGGUUCGGUUUAUUUAAGUUUUUGCGCCUGUUCAUGCCUAAACUGUGUUCCGGCGUUGGAGUUUGGUCCCAAGUUUUCAAAAAACGGGUGAGACUUAAACGUUAAGACUCCUCUCCCUUGUUUAAAGGAACGCUUUCCUAAUGCCAAUAAAUGGUCCAAUUGCGUUUUAAGUGCAACAU
Messenger RNA from Loxodonta africana (African savanna elephant), 1700 nucleotides. It is a transcript of the gene IMP3, whose product is annotated as IMP U3 small nucleolar ribonucleoprotein 3. The transcript has a single exon. NCBI's taxonomy places the organism in Eukaryota, Metazoa, Chordata, Mammalia, Proboscidea, Elephantidae. The coding region runs from base 568 to 1122 and encodes 184 amino acids. Gene Ontology annotation, biological process: rRNA processing; ribosomal small subunit biogenesis. Gene Ontology annotation, molecular function: rRNA binding; snoRNA binding; structural constituent of ribosome. The record is from RefSeq and is a predicted model, not a curated record. Gene Ontology annotation, cellular component: small ribosomal subunit; small-subunit processome; Mpp10 complex.